CGCAGAUUCGACCGCUAGUCGUUAACCGUUUGCAUAUUGACAUCAGUUUUAUCAACAAAUGUAAAAUGUAAAAAGUCGAAUACUCUCGGUUUUGUAAGACUAUUCCUUAAGGAUUAAUUACGUAAAGAAAUGUGAGGAAAGGUACUUAGAGGAGAGUCUAAAUAAAUAAAAAGUAUGGGAAACUAGGAAAUAGUUAAUUAGGAAAUAUGUAUACAUAAUAAGUAUGUAUAAUCGAGGGAAGAGUGGAACGUCGUGUGCCACUGUAUGUACUUACGUGAUUGAUCUAAGCGUAGUGUGGAAGAAAAGAAAAAAUAGUGGCAGUCUAUUUUCGAAUAGAAUUAUUUUCUACCAUUGUCAUCGAAUAAUUCACUAUUUGUAAAACAGUUAAAUGUACUAGGUUAAUAAUUUAUACGAUCCGAGAGAUUUCUAUUUAAGCAAAGCGUGGAUUUGAGAAGCGUUAAAAUGCUGGAGGAGGUUACAAAUAGUUGGGCCAUUGGCUUGCACUCGUUUCUCGAUGUUUCGCAUUUCACACCGAUGGUAUCAAAUCUGUGGGAUAAAGAAGCAUUUAACGUGCAACAUUUAAAUGACCCGAAAAUAAAAAAGUCUGACGUACUUCUUGGUUAUCUGAUUCUGUUCUGGGUGAUUUUGUACCUUAUGUACGAAAAGUGCCUUAAUUCUCUGCUUCGACGUAUGCGUGUUUCGUUGAUGCAAAGGAGUAGACUAAUCGAGGCUGUGUGGAAUUGUGGAUUUUGUUUUGGUAGCAUUUGUUAUCUGAAAUCAUCUGCGAUCAAGAAUACAAAUUUCUUCUCGGAAGGGCGAGAAGCAAUGUACGAGGAACUGGGUGUAAUUUUACACAAAAGCUUUUAUUUUCAUCGAGCCGGGUUAGAGAUUUUCUGUCACGGAGCUUGGAGAAAAGGCUGGGCAAAUUUGCUGUUUGCAUCGUUUGUCAUGAAUCCUUACCAAGAAAAAUGGUGUACGAUAGUAAGCACUUUCUUAUUUUACAAAGCAACCGACACCAUCGUAGUUAACGUUUGUCGAAUUUUAUUAUGCGUAUCUCACUUUAACGGAAGGAAGUUGCCCAAAUUAUUAUUCUCCGUUCACUGUUUUGACUGGAUAUAUUUGUAUGUACUAUUUGUGCCUAAAUUCAUGUUACGAUUGGAAAAGACUAGUUACGCACGGGCAGAGCUUGGCUUGUACCUGUGGUUUAUCGCAGAAUGUAUAGAUUCGGUGUGGCUGAGACUUUUAGGAUAUGCCAAAGCUACUCAUUGGCUAGAAAUUUGCUUAUUUCCUCCUCCGACGCAGGAAGCAAUCGAGCUGGCAGGAAUCCAAAAACGGCAUAGAGAUUCUUUAAAGAAAUCGGUUAACAGGGGAUCAAAAAAGACCGAACUGUGGCAAACUAUGCUCUGUGCAGUUGCGAUUAAAAAAAAAUUAAAAGAAUUAAACAAGCAAAGCAAAAUAAUUCUGAAUCGACGAGCGAAUCGUCUGCCGAAAUACAAUCACCCGAAACAGAAACAAUGGAAGAAAGGAGCGAGGAACUGAUGAAUCAAUAGCAUAAUAAGUAUUAAUAAAGCAAGAAUAUUGGUAAGAAAAGCAGUAAAAGAGAUUUAAUUUGUUUCUAUAGUUCCUAUAACGUACUCGAAUGAAUUUUUCUCGUUACUAAAAGUUACGAUUUUUAUUUCAAAUUUAUACGAUUUAUUAUAUACAUAUGUAUAUUCUGUAUUUACACUUUGCAUUAGUAAUUAAAAGACAAAAAAAAAAAAAAAAUGAGAAAAAACAAGCGCAAACGAUUAAAGAAUAUAAAAGGGAAGAAUUUAAUUGAAACAUGCAUAAAAUCGUAUCUUCUUUUUAAUACAAAAAUCAAAUUUAUUUGAGAAUUUUAUAGAUAUACCUGUGUAUGUAGAAAGUUCCACCACAUACAUGCUUAUGAUCUAAUGGUACAUGUCACGAACAAUAUGUAUCUGACGCCCUUUACAGAAACCUUUUUCAAGAAUCUCGCGAUUGGCACAACGUCUCGGUAACAUUAUAAUCGAGUUUACGAAACGUGCAUUCGUAUCCGAGUAAGUUGACGAAAACAGUAUUUUACACGAUUGACACGUUAAUGAUUAAUUUAACUUUGAAUGGUUAACGAUUAUUCACACAACAUGAAUUUCUUUAUAAAAUUCUCGCUCGGGAAAUGACUUGCGGUGGUAAUGCAGGAUAAAUGUAGUACAGUUUGCACACGCAUAUGGUUCAUUCUCUUAUCGUUUAAAUGUUAAGCUAGAGGCACGAUAUGUAUAUCUACAUAGCGAAUAGAUAAUAUGUCGAUACUAUUUCGCUCUUGGUAUCGGUAUUAUUUAUGAAUCGAGGCUCCAAGGAAUAAUGUGACUGACUGCGAGGUAUAGCGUAAAAUGACAUGGGCUGUUAAAUAAAUAUCUUGCUUGCGACAGCAAAUUAAGGAUAUUUAGAAGCGUGUCUCUUAAGGAAGAUUGAAACGACGAUGCUAAUUGCGCGUUAAAUCGUAUCCGAAGUAUUGCGUAUUUGCUUUAUGUCAAAGACGGGGAAAUUUUUAAUUACUCUGCUUGUGGAUGUAAACGCAACGAUUCUGACCUUUACGUUAUUUAGUCCUUAAAUUGUAAAUAGAAUAUUAACUUUUUAACCCUUUGUGAUUUAAAAUAAGCUUCAAGUUACUCUUCCGAAACAAGAAACUUUUCCAUUUCUAUAUUUAUUAUGUCUGUACUGAUAAACCAAUGCGACGAAAGAAUGCUAUAAGACGAAUGGGAAGUUAAGUUAGCAGACUUGAAACGAAUAGAAAAUACUAUCGAUCAAUGGUCCUUUAUUUAUUUAUGGAUUUGUGUGUAAAUGGUUUUUAUUAUUAUUUUUUAUAUGGAUCGUAAGAAAUUGAAAUCUAUUACACGAGACAAGCAGAUUGCGAGGGAUUCAAAAUUGGGAAUCUAAGCUAAAAUGUCUCUAAGAAAUCCAAGCACGACUCGCAUCCAUUAUAAUAAAAAAAACGUGAUUCAAGUGACACGUUAUUCCUAGAUAUAUAAAGUUUUAUUUCCGAUCAUUCUGGACUGUGUCAAUAAAAUAUAGUACAUGUAUUUAGGCUGAAUUGUUCCACGAUGUUAUACAGUUUAAUGAAAAAUAUUAUAAAUGAAUAUGGUUCGAAUAAAGUUGUAUUCAAUACGCUUCCAGCGUGUACGCCUCGAUAAUAUCGUAUUUCUAAAAAUUGUUAGAACAUUUGGUUUAGAAACUUAUAUGUAAAAUGUUUGUAUUAUACAAAUGUAUAAUACAAUUUUCUGAUUCGAUAAUAAGUAAGAUUAAAAUUAUUCAAGCGACCUUACUUUUACGACGCAUGUCGUUCCCUUGUAUUUAAAUAGUUACAUAUCAUUCUUUUCUUUUUCUUUUUGCAAGAGGAAAUUGUACCUCCUACAGCACAGAGUUUCUCAAGGGAAGUGUCGUACGAAAUAUUGUAGUUCCUAAAUAUAAACAGGACUGUUGUUGGGGCCUCGUAAUUUUUCAUUUAACAGGCGACAUUAACAAACGAUACAAAUGUUUCUUCUUUUUCUUUAGCUAAUUCAAGGUCACUUUUGAUCAUUUUGAAAAUUUUUGGAAAA
Molecule: messenger RNA, 3593 nt
Organism: Colletes gigas
Lineage: Eukaryota; Metazoa; Arthropoda; Insecta; Hymenoptera; Colletidae
Exons: 7
Coding region: 463-1539 (358 amino acids)
Source: RefSeq, a predicted model, not a curated record